GAAAAGUUUGAUAAUUACAAAACCGACGGGAUCAAAAAUUGAGCCCUAGUUUCCUCCGUCGCUGAGAGAGAGAGAGCACAAAAAUGGUGUUCAUCACAUCUCCGAACCACAGAACUCUAAACCUGAAUCUCAACCCAAAAACCACCACCCUCGAAACCCUCAAGCUUCAAAUCCAGCAAAACUCCCACAUCCCCAUCUCCCAGCAGCGCCUCUUCAUCUCCCAAAGCCUCCAAAUCCUAACCCAACCCGACUCCACCCUCCUCUCCGACCUCGGCAUCUCCCCCCUCUCUACCCUAACCCUCCACAUCCCCUUAUUCGGCGGCACCCAACCCCCCGCCGUCCCCAAACCCCGCCUCGACUUCCUCAACUCCAAGCCUCCCGCCAAUUAUGUCGCCGGCCUCGGCCGUGGCGCCACCGGAUUCACCACGCGGUCCGAUAUCGGGCCGGCCCGCGCCGCUCCCGACUUGCCCGAUCGGUCGGCGACGACCAUCGGCGGGGCUGCCGGGGCGGCUCCGCCUGGGGUGGGCCGCGGGCGCGGGAAGCCGGAGGAAGAGGAGGAAGACGACGGCGAGGAGAAGGGUUACGAUGAGAAUCAGAAAUUCGAUGAGUUCGAAGGAAACGACGUCGGUUUGUUCGCGUCGGCGGAGUACGACGACGAGGAUAAGGAGGCCGAUGCGGUGUGGGAAGCCAUUGAGCAGAGAAUGGACUCGAGGAGAAAGGAUAGGAGAGAAGCAAGGUUGAAACAAGAGAUUGAGAAGUACAGAGCUUCGAAUCCGAAAAUCACAGAGCAGUUUGCGAAUCUGAAGAGGCAGCUGUAUACAGUUUCGGCUGAGGAAUGGGAUCGCAUACCGGACAUUGGGGAUUACUCAGCCAGGAAUAAGAAGAGGAAGUUUGAGAGCUUUGUGCCGGUGCCCGAUACUCUUUUCGAGAAGGCUAGGCAGGAACAGGAGCAUGUUACUGCAUUGGACCCCAAGAGUAGGGCGGCCACCGGUACAGAGACGCCGUGGUCGCAAACGCCGGUUACGGAUUUGACUGCAGUGGGGGAUGGUAGAAGUACUGUGUUGUCUUUGAAGUUAGAUAGGCUUUCGGAUUCUGUUUCUGGGUUGACAGUUGUGGACCCUAAGGGUUAUCUCACUGAUCUUAAGAGUAUGAAGAUUACCAGUGAUGCGGAGAUUUCAGAUAUAAAGAAGGCUAGAUUGCUGUUAAAGAGUGUGACGCAGACUAAUCCGAAGCAUCCACCGGGUUGGAUUGCGGCUGCGAGGUUGGAGGAAGUGGCGGGGAAGAUUCAGGCAGCAAGGCAAUUGAUCCAGAAAGGGUGUGAGGAAUGUCCCAAGAGUGAGGAUGUGUGGUUGGAGGCAUGUAGGCUUGCCAGUCCUGACGGAGCCAAGGCUGUGAUUGCUGCUGGAGUCAAGUCUAUACCAAAUUCAGUCAAGCUGUGGAUGCAGGCGGCGAAAUUGGAGCAUGAUGACUCGAAUAAGAGUAGGGUGUUGAGGAAAGGGUUGGAACACAUUCCUGAUUCUGUUAGGCUGUGGAAGGCGGUGGUGGAGCUGGCAAAUGAGGAGGAUGCCAGACUUUUGCUUCAGAGGGCUGUGGAGUGUUGUCCCUUGCACAUUGAGUUGUGGCUUGCACUAGCGAGAUUGGAAACUUAUGAAAAUGCCAGGAAGGUCCUUAACAAGGCCCGCGAGAAGCUUUCGAAGGAGCCUGCCAUUUGGAUUACUGCAGCAAAGUUGGAAGAAGCUAAUGGGAAUACAUCAACAGUUGGGAAGAUUAUUGAAAGGGGUAUAAGGGCUUUGCAAAGAGAGGGGUUGGUGAUUGAUAGAGAAGCAUGGAUGAAGGAGGCUGAAGCUGCUGAGCGUGCAGGGUCUGUGGCAACUUGCCAAGCCAUUAUUCGGAACACAAUUGGGAUUGGUGUGGAGGAAGAAGAUAGGAAGAGGACAUGGGUUGCUGAUGCAGAGGAGUGCAAGAAACGUGGUUCCAUUGAAACAGCCAGAGCUAUCUAUGCGCAUGCACUCACUGUCUUCUUGACUAAGAAGAGCAUAUGGCUUAAAGCAGCACAGCUUGAAAAGAGCCAUGGGACAAGGGAAUCUCUUGAUGCCCUGCUUCGGAAAGCAGUUACCUACCGACCACAGGCUGAAGUCUUAUGGCUUAUGGGUGCUAAGGAGAAGUGGCUUGCUGGGGACGUGCCUGCUGCCCGUGCAAUCCUCCAAGAAGCUUAUGCUGCCAUUCCGAAUUCUGAAGAAAUUUGGCUUGCUGCGUUUAAGCUUGAAUUUGAGAAUCAUGAACCUGAGAGAGCUAGGAUGCUUCUUGCCAAAGCCCGAGAAAGGGGAGGAACAGAGAGAGUAUGGAUGAAAUCAGCAAUCGUUGAAAGAGAAUUAGGGAACCUCGAUGAGGAGAGGAAGUUGCUUGCUGAAGGAUUGAAGCGCUUCCCUUCGUUCUUUAAAUUGUGGUUGAUGCUUGGACAGCUAGAGGAACGGCUUAACCAUUUGGAAAAAGCCAAGGAGGCUUAUGACUCGGGUCUUAAGCACUGCUCCAAUUCUAUACCACUCUGGCUUUCUCUUGCAAAUCUUGAAGAGAAGAUGAAUGGGCUGAGUAAAGCUCGUGCAGUUCUUACGAUGGCCAGGAAGAAAAAUCCUCAGAACCCUGAACUGUGGCUUGCUGCUGUUCGAGCUGAAUUGAGGCAUGGUAAUAAGAGGGAAGCUGAUAUUUUGAUGGCAAAGGCCUUGCAGGAGUGUUCCAAUAGUGGUAUCUUGUGGGCAGCUUCUAUUGAGAUGGUACCCCGUCCCCAAAGGAAGACCAAAAGUAUGGAUGCUCUCAAGAAAUGUGAUCACGAUCCCCAUGUCAUUGCUGCUGUGGCCAAGUUAUUCUGGCUCGACAGGAAGGUUGACAAGGCUAGGACUUGGCUCAACAGGGCAGUGACACUUGCCCCAGAUAUUGGAGAUUUCUGGGCUUUAUACUACAAAUUUGAACUUCAGAAUGGGACUGACGAGAACCAGAAGGAUGUACUGAAAAGAUGCAUUGCUGCAGAACCAAAGCAUGGUGAAAAAUGGCAACCUAUUUCGAAGGCAGUGGAGAACUCUCACCAACCAACUGAAGCUAUCUUGAAGAAGGUGGUUGUUGCCCUUGGCAAGGAAGAGAGUGCAGCUGAAAAUAAUAGACAGUAGGUCUGGCUUGUCUUUUCCAGAGAAACAAGUAUUGCCAGUCUCAAUUGUGACGGAGGAAGAAGCAGCUCUAAGCGACUCAAGAGUAGGAGAAGAAGACAAACUGUUGUCUCAUUCUUGAUCUUUAAUGAAGCUUCGAAAAGGGAUAUAUACGUGGUAAAAGUCCAAUACCGGUUGCAUGUAUCAAGUGCUCAACUAACCAAGAGAGGCCAACACCUUAUGAAAUGAAUAUCUAAAAGCAUCAAAAGAGCAUUCUACCUGCAGCCAGUUAUAAAUGCAUCUAAGGCCAACACCUUAUGAAUGAAAUCAGCACAUUCCCCAACCAAUGCUGACGUUUUGAAAUCAGCAAUAGCCUUUCAUUCUUAAUAAAAUUUAUCAAAUGUACAGUGCAGGGGCCGAACCAUAAUCUGCAUCGAUGUUCAAUCAGAUUGGUGGAGUUUCAGAAUAACAGCAAGGCACAAAACCGCUAAUUUUGAAGCCAACGUCCAUCAAACAGUUCUCAACAUUGUAUUUCAUCUAUUGCUUUAUUAAACGAUAUAUACCAAGUUUGAUUUGUGCUCAUGCAGUUGAUUUUUGCAAAAGAUCCUCCUAAGGUUGUAGUUCUUAACCCUAAGUGCCGUCAAGCGUUAUGCUCUGUGUGGUACCACCAACGCCCACCAAAAAGCGAGCAACAUCAGGCAGCAUCCUUGUAUGGAACUGCAGGGGUAUUGUGAACACUGAGACACAACGAGCCCUCAUUGAUCUCGUCCA
This is a messenger RNA of Rosa chinensis, 3908 nucleotides long. RefSeq names its product protein STABILIZED1. Gene Ontology annotation, molecular function: protein binding. Gene Ontology annotation, cellular component: U4/U6 x U5 tri-snRNP complex; catalytic step 2 spliceosome. The transcript has 4 exons. The coding region runs from base 84 to 3161 and encodes 1025 amino acids. The record is from RefSeq and is a predicted model, not a curated record. NCBI's taxonomy places the organism in Eukaryota, Viridiplantae, Streptophyta, Magnoliopsida, Rosales, Rosaceae. Gene Ontology annotation, biological process: positive regulation of primary miRNA processing; spliceosomal tri-snRNP complex assembly; positive regulation of miRNA metabolic process.